AUGUCAAACCCCGCUCUUCUCAAAGCCGCCGGAUAUGGUUCCAUCGUGUUCGCCCUGAAGCACGCGUCUACCGCAAGACAAUUCCAGAAUCUCCGCCAGUUCCAGGACCUGCCUGAUAUCGCAUACACGUGCAGUACCGUCGGAUGGUACCAAGGCAGCGCCUAUUUGGUUCUAACCGGUCUUCUUAAUCUCAACUGGGCACAAAACCCAGGCACUUUGAAUGAGCCCCUGAACCGGGCUAUGGCUGCUCUGCUUGUGCUUAUUGCUUGGUCUAGCUCGACUUGGUACCUGCGUAGGGGACAGAAGGCGAGUGGGAUUCUCACGGCCGCGGCUGGUAUGUUUCAGGCUUGGGCAGCUUUUCACUGA
Molecule: messenger RNA, 366 nt
Organism: Aspergillus melleus
Lineage: Eukaryota; Fungi; Ascomycota; Eurotiomycetes; Eurotiales; Aspergillaceae
Exons: 3
Coding region: 1-366 (121 amino acids)
Source: RefSeq, a predicted model, not a curated record